ACUUUUUCUACACACUUUUCAAAUAAGUCGCAAAAUAUUUUGUUGCAAUUAGCAUAAAUAUAUGCUAAAUUGCUUUAUAAGCAAUAUACAUGUGGAAUAUAAAUAUACCUAUUAUAUGCCUCUACAUAUAACAGUGGCACUAUUUUACAUAAAUAUUAUAAAUGCAUAAAGUUUGACAUAAAAUCAUUAAAUCAUGAAAAAACUAGUUAUCAGAAAUUGAAAAGAAAACUAAUAAUUUUAACAAUUUGAUUAUUUUCAUCUUUUUAGAUCAAUGGAUGCCUUAAUCAGAGCAAACAAACUUAAAAGAGCUGUACAAAAUUUCAACUUAAAAUCAAAAGGACACCCUGUUAAUUAUUUAAAACCUCAUCAAAUUAAUUCAUUGUACUCCAUUCAAACCACUGACACUUUUGUUACUUUACCGACAGGAUACGGAAAAAGUCUCAUUUAUGAACUUUCACCGUUCUAUGCACAAGAGCUUGGAAUCAGACAAAAAUGUGUUAUUAUCAGUCCACUGAAUGCCAUAAUUGAUCAGGAAAUUGAUAAGUUAGGUCCCCUUGCAAUCAAACUUUCAGAGGACUAUCAACACUGCAAUAUUUCUGAUGUCAAAUAUGUCUUUGGUCAUCCUGAAGGUAUUAUUUCCAGAAGUGGUUUUGGGAGUCUGUCGUCCAUGAUCCAGAAGGAUGAAGAAGUCAUUGUGUGUGUUGAUGAGGCGCAUUGUAUUCUGGAGUGGGGGAAGGAGUUUCGGCCAGUCUUCCAGAAGAUAGGUUCACUUAGAACACUUCUAAAAUGCCGGUUCUUGUUUUUGACAGCGACAAUGACAGAGAGAGGUGUCCAGGAAAUAAAAAAGCUGAUCGGACUCAAAAAUCUAACAAUAACUGGCCAAAAAACAUGUGUAAACGAAAACAUCUUUCUCUCAAUCAGGCAUCGUCCAGCAGCAUCGGGAGGGGAAAAUAACGUCACCAAGUCUUUUGAAGCUUGCAUUAAACCUCUCCUCAUCGAACUAUUCUGCAAGCAGGAUCAAUUCCCUCUAACUAUAGUCUAUUCAAAUCUGAAGUGGUGUGGAUACGGAGUGGUUGUGGCAAAGCGUAUUCUGAAAGAAAGAAUGUACAAUGGUCUUCCACUGCCACAGAAUUGCAGAGUAAUGCAAUUUCAUGCACCACAGUCAAAAGAGGUAAACAGUUACAUCCUUGACUGUCUCAGAAAUGGAAGUGUCAGUGUCCGCCUCAUAUUUGCAACAGUUGCACUGGGAAUGGGUGCAGAUCUGAAGCAUGUAAGAAGAAUUGUCCAUAUUGGAGCACCCUCAACAUUAGAGACAUAUGUACAAGAAGUAGGCAGAGCUGGACGAGACGGCGAUUCAGCUGAAGCAGUGCUCUUUUAUAAUGCAACUGAUGCUGCUGGACAAAACAUGACAAAAACAAUGAAAGAAUUUUUGGUUUCCCAAGUCUGCAGAAAACAGUUCAUAGCAGAUUAUUUCGGAGCAAAAUAUACUGGUAGCCAUCAAUGUUGUGACAUAUGUUCACAGGUCACCAGUAAAGUAUUGCCCGUAACCUCUGAUGAACAGCAACAAACUUGCAAGGAGCUUUUGAGACAGUAUGUUAUCGCUGACCAUUCUGGAGAGUUGGAGUUCUGUUUAAGGGAAAAAAUUGACUGUAUAGGACAUAAAAAAUUGACUUAG
This is a messenger RNA of Saccostrea cuccullata (small rock oyster), 1675 nucleotides long. RefSeq names its product ATP-dependent DNA helicase RecQ-like. Gene Ontology annotation, molecular function: 3'-5' DNA helicase activity; ATP binding; four-way junction helicase activity. Gene Ontology annotation, biological process: double-strand break repair via homologous recombination. Bases 272 to 1675 code for a protein of 467 amino acids. The record is from RefSeq and is a predicted model, not a curated record. Lineage: Eukaryota; Metazoa; Mollusca; Bivalvia; Ostreida; Ostreidae. Gene Ontology annotation, cellular component: chromosome; nucleus; cytoplasm. The transcript is spliced from 3 exons.